UGGGCUCAGCUGCCACCUGGGACAAUGCCAGUUGGGAGUCCUGGCUGCUCCACUUCCUAUCCUGCUCCUUGCGAAUGCGCCUGGGAAAGCAGCAGAACAGGGCUCAAGUCCUGGGGCUCCUGCACCCACCUAGGAGCUGCGAUUGGAGUUCCAGGCUCCUGGCUUUAGGGAUGAAGAUCUCCAUCUGUCUCUGCCUUCCAAGUAAUUUUUAACACAUUGAUUCAGAACAUGUAAGAGGAUAUAAAUAGGAAUGAGACAAGAUCUUACGAAAAUGUGUAAACACCAACGCGGAGAGUAUUACGUUAAUACUUUAAAAAUGACGAGAAUAGUAGCUAAACAGGUUCAGAAGAGCGGAAGACACUCCUCCCCCUAAGCCUUGAAAGGCGCAGUGAUGUCCUUUACUGUUUUGCCUGAUUUUUGAAGGACUUCUGUCCUGACUUCUCAGUCCUUCAGUAGGAAAUUGGGUGGGGACAGGGCCCAGCUGUUUGUAAAAUACUUGACUAGAACGAUCUGCAAACACAGCCCCCCUCCCAUCCUCUGCCAGAGACCCCAAAAAGCCGACUGCCUGCCUGCGGGGUCUCCACAUUCCGGCGGGAGUUACAAACCCAUGGCCGUCAGGCAGCGGCGCCCCACCAACGCGCAAGGCCAUGGAAGCCCUAAACAGUUUCACCCGAGGUUGGGACUAGGCAGUAAGUUUUUCCGCCAACCCUAACGCUAGCCUCGGGAAGCAGCAGCUAAAACUUGGACGCAAACCCCACUAGCGAGGCAGGACCCGGGUUCUUGGCGCCAAAGCCAAAAGCUCGGGGGCCGUCCCCAGCCGGAACUACACCACACGUAACACGCGCAGUCGGUAACCCUCCGCCUCGUUAAGUAGUCCCGCCCAGGAGGCCUCUGAUUCAUACUCUACCACCUCCAGAGGCCUUUACUAGAUAAGAAAUGAGCCUCGGGUAUACAUCUUAUUUCCAUUCGAAAGGCAAUGUAGGUUUUGCGGUCAAUCCCCCUCCACAGAUUCCUCCGCCAGAAAGAGCCGCUGAGCCUUCACUUCCGGGUCCGCCAUUUUGUUGCUUCCAUUUCUCCCGGAGGGGGGGUAAAGGCCCCCAAAAUAUGCAUAUAUGAAAAGGCCAAAAAGUAACUGCCACUGACAGGGAGUCAAGUUGAGAAGGAAACGGGACCAAACUGGCGGGCUCGGCGAAAGCGCAGCCGGCAACGUCCCGGACGAAGAGCUAUCUGAAAACCUUUUUUCCCAUGCAUAAAGAUGUCUUUGGUGGACUUGGGGAAGAGGUUGCUGGAAGCAGCAAGAAAAGGCCAAGAUGAUGAAGUGAGAACAUUAAUGGCAAAUGGUGCCCCAUUCACCACAGACUGGCUUGGAACAUCACCCCUCCACCUCGCAGCCCAGUAUGGUCAUUAUUCCACAGCAGAAGUGCUCCUUCGUGCAGGCGUAAGCAGGGACGCACGGACCAAAGUGGACAGGACCCCCUUGCACAUGGCUGCAGCUGAUGGACAUGCACACAUCGUGGAACUGCUUGUUAGGAAUGGUGCAGAUGUGAAUGCCAAGGACAUGCUGAAGAUGACAGCUUUGCACUGGGCCACAGAGCACCACCAUCGAGAUGUUGUGGAGUUACUCAUCAAAUAUGGAGCAGAUGUCCAUGCUUCCAGCAAAUUUGAUAAAUCUGCCUUUGACAUAGCAUUAGAGAAGAACAAUGCUGAGAUUUUGGUCAUCCUCCAGGAAGCAAUGCAGAAUCAGGUGAAUGCUAAUCCUGAGAGAGGCAACCCUGUGACUAACCCUGUGGCUAUGGCUGCUCCGUUCAUCUUCACAUCGGGGGAGGUUGUUAAUCUUGCUAGCCUUGUUUCUUCAGACAACACCAAAACCACCUCAGGUGACCCCCAUGCCUCAGCAGUACAGCUCUCAAAUUCUACCACCUCAGUGCUGGCCACUCUUGCAGCUCUUGCUGAAGCAUCAGCGCCCCUCUCCAGUUCACACAGAGCCACAGCCAAUUCAGAGGAAAUUGUGGAGGCAAAUUCUGUUGACUCAUCAAUCCAGCAAGUGGUGGGGAGUGGAGGCCAGAGGGUCAUCACCAUAGUGACUGAUGGAGUCCCUCUGGGUAAUAUCCAAACUGCAAUCCCGACUGCAGGCAUUGGCCAGCCGUUUAUAGUAACUAUGCAAGAUGGACAGCAAGUUCUAACUGUACCUGCUGGUCAGGUUGCAGAAGAGACUGUAAUUGAAGAGGAAGAGGAAGAAGAAGCAGAGAAGUUGCCAGUUACAAAGAAACCAAGGAUAGAAGAGAUGACACACAGUGUGGAAGAAAGAAAGGAAGGCAGCGAAAGAGAGCUACUGCAGCAGCAACUCCAGGAGGCCAAUCGAAGAGCCCAGGAAUACCGACACCAGCUCCUGAAGAAAGAGCAGGAGGCAGAACGGUACCGUCUUAAGCUGGAGGCUAUGGCUCGACAGCAGCCCAAUGGAGUUGAUUUCACCCUGGUCGAAGAGGUGGCUGAGGUAGAUGCUGUAGUAGUCACAGAAGGGGAGGGAGAAGAAAGAGAAGCAGAAGUGACUGGGUCAGGAAAGACCACAGAGUCCCACACGGGAGCUUCCUUGGAAGCGGUUUCAUCUUAACAUGCAAAUGCCACAACUCGCACCUGUGUUCAUCUUACUACAUUUUUAAAAAAGAAAAUACAGAGGACAAAUGUAUAAAAAUUAAGAACAUCCUUAAGAAGAAAACAAUAGCAGGGUACAAUGCUUGAGCUCAGGAAGGCUCUCUAUGCAACUGGAAAAUUAAAGCCAUAUUUAGGAAACACUUCUUCGGAGGGACCAAGUGAAUAAGGACCACAUUCUUAGCACACGCUAUUACCUUAAGUGUAGACAUAAAGUCUGCUGGGUGCUGUCAGUAGACUUUUUUUUUUUUUUUUUUUAAGAACUCGCUUUCAAAAGAUUUUACACUCCUAAAUACAUACUACCAAGAGCCUUUAAUAACUAUACCAUCAAGUGACCUGAAAAUUUGCCUUAGAUUUAUGAUGUGUAUCUGUUAGAGAUUUAUGAUGUGUGUCUACUGGGGAAGGAGAUUAAAAGGAAGUUUUGGGUGAGAGAAAAGAAAUAUAUUCCACUUCCAAAGGAGCAGGCACUCCUAGUUAUUCUCAUUGAAAAGAGAUUUGUGAUUUUCUGAAAAAUGUGUGUCUAUGUGUAUCCAUUGCUCAGAUGCCACUUUAAGACACUGAAAGAGAGUUUUUAAGAACUAGAGGAGAGGGCCAGCGCCACGGUUCACUGGGCUAAUCCUCCGCCUUGCAGCGCCGGCACACCGGGUUCUAGUCCCGGUUGCCCUCUUCCAGGACAGCUCUCUGCUGUGGCCAGGGAGUGCAGUGGAGGAUGGCCCAAGUGCUUGGGCCCUGCACCCCAUGGGAGACCAGGAUAAGCACCUGGCUCCUGCCAUCGGAUCAGCGCGGUGCGCCGGCUGCAGCGCUCCGGCCACAGCAGCCAUUGGAGGGUGAACCAAUGGUAAAGGAAGACCUUUCUCUCUGUCUCUCUCUCUCACUGUCCACUCUGCCUGUCAAAAAUUAAAACAAAACAAAAAACUCCUAGAGGAGAGAACACUUGUUUAUGUGGGAGAAGUGUAUAUAAACCCAGUCCUGCAGGCUGUGUUUUCCACAGUGCUGGAAAGUGGCCAAAACAAGGCCUGCUGGACUUUGAAACUCCGACCUUUAGAUACAAACUUUGCUCUGACUGGAUUUUGUAAAUUCACAAUCAGGAGGGUAGUCUGUUGUCAGAACAACUUGAUUCCAAACAUGUAUUUAUGUAAUACCAAGCUCAGACUCUUGGAUUUUAUAAACCUUUGUCUCAGUGUCAUUCGGGACAUAUGUGUGCUUUUCUGUGGAGCUGACAUCCUUUUACUACUCCAGUGUUCUCUUAAUGUGCAAAGGGUGACUGGGUGGGGGGCCAGAGUCGGGGAUGAACACUAAUGAUGUUGGGUAGUUUUGUUUCUAUUUGAUUCAGGAUGAGUAAAUUGCUCCCUGUCUUUAACCUUGGGCCUCACACAGAGCUUUGUGCUGUAUGGGUGCUCACUGUAUGUUGACAAAGGGAAUAAGAAUUAUCAGUGCCAUAAAGUAGGGAACCAGAUUCUGGCCACUUUGUCUACCUCCAUCCUUUCUCUCUCACUAUGCCUGCUCACUUUGCCCAGAGACUUUUGGAAAACAUUUCAUUAGAAAACAUGGAGUGUUUUCUAAGAACGGGCAUACAGAUAGAGAGAGGUUGUGGAAAGGUUACAUGACAGGGGCUAUUGCCUUUGAAAUUGGGUCCUCAUCAUUCUAAACGGGUUUGCUUCCUUUGUUGAAAGCUAGAAAAAGAAACCAGAGAGAAAUGUGCCAAGUAAACAUUUGAGUGACUGUUUAGAAUAUGGUUUUCUUAAUUAGCAAUUAUGGGGAAAACAUGGAUUUUUAAUUUGGGGAAAAAAAACUUGACAGUUAACAUGCUUCUAUUUACCUUGAUUAGUGAAGUGAUUUACUGCAGUGUUCCAGAGGUGCAGAAUCAUUUUGGGUUCUAAAUAGACUGAAAACAUAAUUAAUUACUGAAACAAAAUUUAACAAACAGAAUUGACUAUUAGAAAUUUAUAGGCAAAAAAUACCAGUUUUGGAUUUAAUUUUGGCUGUCGGCCACCUCAGCUAGGCUUUCUCCUCAGAUCUGAGUCCUCAGCGCUUCCCAGCUGACCUGACAUCCUGAGUGCUGAGAGCCCAGGUGAGGGUGAGGAUGAACUCGUGUCUGCUGCCAAACCGUCUCCUUCCUGUAUUCAGUGUUUUCUUUUUUGUGAGUCUCUCUGGGGACUGGUGCUGUCCGGUUGUGAUAUAUGUGGCUGUUUUGGAGCCUUAGCCUAAGAUACCAUUUGUUUAUGGUUGUGGUGCAUAUGUUGACUUUAGUUCCUUUUUUCCCUGUUACGGAAGUGGAGAUUGAUUGCAGAAGAUACCCAGGCCCAGCCACCUCACUGUCUGGGGUAGCUACAGGUGGAGGGCAGGAAUGUCCAUCCACCAUUCCUCUCUGAGCCUUCAGACUCCCUACCCUUUUGGAAACCUGUUUAGGUCAUUCUUAUUCUCUUUCUGUAAAGCAAUCAUUCUCUGCCCCACUGGUAUCUCUAAUAUAGACCAAGUCACUUUUGAUGAUAGGUUCUCUGGUAUAGGGGUCUGUUAGGGGGACACUGGAAUAGGGAAGGAGAGAGGAGAAAUGUCUAACAAGGGGCAGGUUGUAUCCCAGGGAAGGGAACUAGGAUCUAAUCUGUUGUAUUUGCCAUGGAGAGAAUGGUAGGUCAGGCUGCCUUGAAGUGGUUGGAAGUUGAAUAUUGAAUGUAUUAGUGGCAGUACCAUUUUAUUGCAGCUGUUUCUGAAUCAUUCAUGGAAGUUGGAAACAUAUUGCUUAAAUCUUCUGGGUUAGGGGAUUCUAAGUGGUUUAUUGGCAAGGUUGGAUUAUAGGAAUUAAGUAACAGGUUGGUCCUUGAGCAGGAGACUUGGGGCUUUGUCUACUUUAGAGUUGCUUUAGGGAUCGGCAGUGUGGCGUAGCGGGUAAAGCAGCCUGCCUGCAGUGCUGGCAUCCCAUAUAGGCGCCGGUUCUAGUCCCAGCUGCUCCACUUCCGAUCCAGCUUUCUGCUAUGGCCUGGGAAAGCAGUAGAAGAUGGCCCAAGUGCUUGGGCCCCUGCACCCGCAUGGGAGACCCAGAAGAAGCUCCUGGCUUCAGGUUGGCGCAGCUCCAGCCAUUCCAGCCAUCUAGGGAGUGAACCAGUGGAUGGAAGACCUCUCUCUCUCUCUCUCUCUCUCUGCCUGUGCCUCUCUGUGACUCUGCCUUUCAAAUAAAUAAAUCUUAAAAAAAAAAAAAAAAAAAAGUUGCUUUAGCAAUAUCAGUAUUAAUGUCAGGAAUUUUAGUGCCUGUUAUUUGCAUUUUAUUCUUAAGCCUUCCCCCCCAAAAAAAGAUAAAGAAUUUUUUAUGCUUCUGUUCUUAUUCCUAGCUUCAGGGAAAUAAAUUAUAAAUAAAUAAAUGUAUAACAUGAGCAUUCCCUUCCCAUCACUACCUCUCUGGGAUCUCUCAAUUAUAAUACCAGAGUUGAGGUCUCUUAAUUGAAAUAUGGGACAACUUGAUUUAGAUUUUCUGUGUUUUGAACUUAGUACCUUGUUCUUUUUCUCUGUCAAAUAAGCAUUGGGUUAUUUUUUACUUUGCAUUUUUCUUCAGCCUUAACAUUGCAUUAGUAAAAUUUUUGUGUCUGUAUAGUAAUGUUAGAAAUCUAUGGCAUACGGAAUUACUGUUUUUCUUUAUAUUGAUGUAAAACAAAUGAAUUUAUCAGAGGGCUCUGUAAUUGAAGUUGAAUAUUGUAGGGUUGUGGCAGGUUUUAUACCCCUUUGUUGGGUAUACGUUAGUAUCUAGGUUUGUAAAUACAUAGGGAUUUUCAGUUUUUCUUUGCUUAGUUGAGGUUCAACUCUAUAAAAUACCUGGUGUAACCUGGAAAUAUUUUUAUUGUAUUGAACAUGUAAAGAUUGUACUCGCUGAAUGGGCUGAGGAACAAAAAGCAUUACUUUAGGCCUUCCCUGAACAGGCAGUAAGGAGAACCCCCAAGAAUCAGGCUCUGAGAGCCGUCCUGGCUGUCAGGGGUGUGCUGAGCAUAUCCUGCGAAGACAGCACGGGUGCCGACAGGUUCCGAGCUGUGUCAGGGGUGCAGGUGGCGCUCCUGUGCACAGUGGGGGCUCCUCGCCUGUGGGAGCGCUUCUGACCUGCCCUUGGGCAGUGUCCUGCGCCUCUGACAGGAAGGAACCUCCAGGUCAGGGACGUCCUCUACGUCCGCUUUCCUAGCUCCCACGUCUCUUGAGAGCUCCUGUGGGAGAGCUCCCCCAGCAGUCUAGGCCUGCAGGGCCAGGGGAUUUGAGGCAAAUAGUGACUCUUCCUAGAAGUUUAAUGUUGAAUGGGAAUCCGUUUUUGUUAAUUUAUCAGAGAAUCCCUUCUUGUCCGUUCUCUACUCGUGCAGACCCACCCUGGGCGGCUACGAAAGGAGAGUGAGAAUGGAAUACGGGCCAAGGCUGCCUGACUGUUCUAGGCUCUUACCAAGCUCUGCUUGGGCAUGAGUAUGUCCCCCUUCCGAGUUAGUGCCUUGUUUCCUGCACCAGCUUAUUUAACAAGAGGCCAGAGCGAGGAUAUGAAUUAGAAUUAAAUAACUUUGAGCUUCUCAUGCUGCCUUUUCCAAACUUUUUGUUUGUUUGUUUUAACUUCCCCUAGAACUAGCGGGUAGAGUGACAUUCCUAGAUUCUAGAGUUUGUUAAUGAUGGGAAACUGUGAUUACCUAUCUCCAUCUCCCCUCCACCCUCCACGCCAGCAGACAGAUACUUCUGCUUCUGUGACCCCAUUGUUUCUAUCUGCUGAGACUUUCCCAGGCACUCGAUUUAAUUAGUAGAUCAUUUCAAAUCUAUGGGCCUUGUCCUUUCUCCUUCCACUCCCCCUUCACUACCAUGUACUUUUCCUUUAUUCAGACUUGGUUUGUUUCUGAGGAUUAAUCUAGGUCACACCCUGCAUCUUGUACUUCCCAGUUGGUUUCAGCGUUUUCCACAACAGUGACGGAGCAGCUCUCUUCCCUGGCUUUGCCCCAUGUGUUCUCCGUCUGCCCAGGCCGUGUGUGUGUGUGUGCGUGCGUGGAUGCAUGUGUGUGUCUGUACGUGUGUCUGUGUGCAUGUGUCUGUGUGUGUUGCAGGAAAGGGAUGCACACAGAUUAUUCUCACAGUGUCCUCAACUUUUCAGAUUAUCUGACAGCUUUAUGUACAGUGUUUUUAGGAAAACUUAAAUAUAUGUCCCUUUUUAUUUAGGAUAAAAAUGUUUGAUUCUGAUUACCAAGUUUGUAUGUGUGUCAGCAUUUAUGUGUGUAUAUAUUAUACAGAUCUAUAUUAUAUUUACAGUUUUUGUACUAUCAUUUAAAAUGAAGAUGUUUCUUAAUAAAAUGUCAGAGUCUUACCACUUCA
Messenger RNA from Oryctolagus cuniculus (rabbit), 7965 nucleotides. RefSeq names its product GA binding protein transcription factor subunit beta 2 (gene GABPB2). Gene Ontology annotation, cellular component: nucleus. The record is from RefSeq and is a predicted model, not a curated record. Gene Ontology annotation, molecular function: transcription cis-regulatory region binding; protein binding. Gene Ontology annotation, biological process: positive regulation of transcription by RNA polymerase II. Lineage: Eukaryota; Metazoa; Chordata; Mammalia; Lagomorpha; Leporidae.